Messenger RNA from Lucilia cuprina (Australian sheep blowfly), 2346 nucleotides. RefSeq names its product sodium-dependent serotonin transporter. Gene Ontology annotation, cellular component: membrane; neuron projection. Gene Ontology annotation, biological process: sodium ion transmembrane transport; serotonin uptake. Lineage: Eukaryota; Metazoa; Arthropoda; Insecta; Diptera; Calliphoridae. The coding region runs from base 436 to 2346 and encodes 636 amino acids. Gene Ontology annotation, molecular function: serotonin binding; serotonin:sodium:chloride symporter activity. The transcript has 9 exons. The record is from RefSeq and is a predicted model, not a curated record.
UGAAUAUUUAACAAAAUUUAAAACAAAAUCAUAAAUUUUUGAAAUGUAAAAAGCUAUUGGUUAUUUGACACUCUUAAAUGAGUUGAAUGUGCAACACUUGCAACAUUUAAACGCGCAAAAAUAACUUAACAAUAUGUGGUUGUGGUUUUGAUGACAAACAAACAACAAACAAACAGUUUUGUUUUUAAGUAGAAAUUAUAAAAAUGAAAUAAUAAUUGCACAAACAGCAACAAACAAAUAUCAGACAAGACAAGAAGAAGUGGUUCACAGAGGAGGAGGCUUAAAACAAUACCAAACCACCACAAAAAAAACCCAUAACUGCCCUAUUACAAAAUCAAACACCCCUCUUCAUCAUUAGCUGCAUCAUCACGUUUCCAUCAUCGAUAUCAGCAUCACCAUCAGUAUUCACUUCAUCACAGUCAUCAUCGUCUAAAGAUGGAGCGUACGAAAAGAAAUAAUAGUAGUAGUAGUGAAUUUGCAAAUAAUUUAGCCACAAAUGCAACAUCGACAACAACCACAACAGCUAAUAAUAGUACAACAACUCCUUGGAGUAAUAACAAAGAAUCACCACCGAACGAAGAAGACUCAAAUGAAGAUGAUACAGAUAAUGCAACACCAGCCAAAGUCACAGAUCCCUUAGCACCAAAAUUCACAAAUAAUGAGCGUGUUUUAGUUGUCUCCGUGACAGAGAGACGGCGAGAAACCUGGGGUCAAAAAGCCGAAUUCCUGUUAGCUGUUAUUGGUUUUGCUGUCGAUUUAGGCAAUGUAUGGCGUUUUCCCUAUAUUUGCUAUCAGAAUGGCGGUGGUGCAUUUCUAAUACCAUACUGUGUUAUGUUAGUAUUCGGUGGACUGCCUUUGUUCUAUAUGGAAUUGGCAUUGGGACAAUUUCAUCGUUGUGGCUGUUUGAGUAUUUGGAAACGUAUAUGUCCAGCAUUGAAAGGUGUUGGUUAUGCAAUAUGUCUAAUAGACAUUUACAUGGGCAUGUAUUACAAUACAAUUAUAGGCUGGGCCGUAUAUUAUCUAUUUGCCUCGUUCACUUCUAAAUUGCCUUGGACAUCAUGUGAUAAUCCAUGGAAUACGGCAGCCUGUAUGCCGGUAACAAAUGCCAGUUUUAACGCCAAUCAAACAACACCGGCUAAAGAGUUUUUCGAACGUAAAGUACUGGAGCAAUAUAAAUCAAAUGGUCUGGAUUUAAUGGGUCCUGUUAAACCAACAUUAGCUUUAUGUGUGUUUGGUGUAUUUGUUUUGGUUUAUUUCUCUUUAUGGAAGGGGGUGCGUUCGGCUGGCAAAGUGGUAUGGGUUACCGCUUUGGCACCUUAUGUUGUGCUCAUCAUUUUACUUAUACGUGGUGUUUCAUUGCCUGGCGCCGAUGAAGGUAUUAAAUACUAUUUAACACCGGAAUGGCAUAAAUUGAAAAAUUCAAAGGUUUGGAUAGAUGCUGCCUCACAAAUCUUCUUUUCUUUGGGUCCUGGUUUUGGUACUCUGUUGGCUUUAUCUAGUUAUAAUAAAUUUCAUAAUAAUUGUUAUCGUGAUGCUUUAAUUACCAGUAGUAUUAAUUGUUUAACCAGUUUUUUGGCUGGUUUUGUUAUAUUUUCCGUAUUGGGUUAUAUGGCUCAUGUACAAAAAACCACCAUAGAUCGUGUGGGUCUAGAGGGUCCUGGUCUUGUCUUUAUUGUUUAUCCCGAAGCUAUAGCCACAAUGAGUGGUUCGGUUUUCUGGUCUAUAAUUUUCUUUUUAAUGCUAAUCACUUUGGGUUUGGACAGUACAUUCGGUGGUUUAGAGGCCAUGAUAACGGCUCUAUGUGAUGAAUAUCCCAGAAGUAUUGGCAGACGUAGAGAAUUAUUUGUGUUAUUACUAUUGGCCGGUAUAUAUUUGUGUGCUUUGCCUACAAUGACUUAUGGUGGUGUGUACUUGGUGAACUUCUUAAACGUUUAUGGACCUGGACUAGCUAUACUUUUCGUGGUAUUCGUCGAGGCAGCCGGUGUUUUUUGGUUCUAUGGUGUUGAACGUUUUUCCGCGGAUGUAGAACAAAUGUUAGGCAAAAAACCAGGACUCUUUUGGCGAAUAUGUUGGACGUACAUAAGUCCUGUAUUUUUACUGGCCAUUUUUAUAUUUUCAUUUUUGGGCUAUGAAGAUAUGUUGGGUGAAGAAUACGAAUAUCCUGAAUGGAGUAUUAAAGUGGGUUGGGCAGUUACCUGUUCCUCGGUGCUGUGUAUACCCAUGUAUAUUAUAUAUAAAUUUUGUUUCGCCUCAAGCGGUAACUGUCGUGAACGUUAUGAUGAAUCAUUUAAACCGGAAACAAAUUGUAAUUCCGCUAUACCUGGCCAACAGGGCACCAAUGUGUGA